This is a messenger RNA of Cavia porcellus (domestic guinea pig), 3353 nucleotides long. Its product is annotated as general transcription factor IIH subunit 2-like. Gene Ontology annotation, cellular component: transcription factor TFIIH core complex; transcription factor TFIIH holo complex. The record is from RefSeq and is a predicted model, not a curated record. The transcript has 12 exons. Gene Ontology annotation, molecular function: zinc ion binding. NCBI's taxonomy places the organism in Eukaryota, Metazoa, Chordata, Mammalia, Rodentia, Caviidae. The coding region runs from base 1033 to 1719 and encodes 228 amino acids. Gene Ontology annotation, biological process: nucleotide-excision repair; DNA-templated transcription; regulation of transcription by RNA polymerase II.
GGGAGGCUGUCGGGCGGAGGACCGGCCGACUUGGCCUGGCUGGCCCAGUAGAGAAGGACUGUGGCAGGGAGUGCGGGCAGGUGGCGAAAGACGCGCAGGGCCGCGAACGCGGACGUGGUUCCGCCUGGGGCCCAGCGCGAGGACUGGAAUGGUGGUCGGGGUGCGAGCCCUCUUCUGGGCUGGCUCUGUGGCAGCGGUUGAGUUGCCCACCUCGGAGCCCUGAGUUCGCACUUGGCGGGCAGGCCCAGUGCUAACUUGCCUCUUUUAUCAGCGAAUGCCUUCCCGAGGGCGGUGCUGGGUGCCGCUCACGUUUCUUUGCAGAUACCAUUUCAAUCUCGUCCAACAAAAUAACUGAACACUACGUGUCCUUUUUUUUUUUUGGAUGUGCAGGAUAAAUACUGAAAAUAGGACAGUGUUUAGUCACUGUGUACUAUGCUACCAUGUGCGGAAUAGCAUAAAUGUUAAACUUACUGUCAUUUCUAGUUUUUCAGGUUGUUACAGCAGAUCACCAAAUUCCUGAAAGAAAUUAAUUUCUUACAGUGUGUGGUUUGUUAAUUCAGUGGAAAAUGUUCGGAAUUUUAGCUAAUAACAUCUGAUUAUAAGGUGUCACAAAAAAGUGAUACCUUAGCAGUAGUCUCCAACUUAUCAGUGGAUUUUAAUUUCACAAGUGCCUUUAUAGGUCGCCUCUUUAAAGUAUUUUCUAUAAAAGCAUGAUACAAAUGGAGGGUAAAACAUUGGUUAUGUUCCUUAUCUAUAUUUACAGAGUCUGCUAAAAAUAUGUGUACACAUGUAAGGAAGAGAAAAAGUUGUAAGUUAGCUGUGGUGGUGCACACAUCUUAAUCCCAGCGUUCUGGAGGCUGAAGCAGGAGGAUCAUUGCAAGUUGGAGACCAACCUGGGCUACAAAGGGAGCUGGAGACUAGCCUGAACUGCAUAGUGAGACCUUGUCUCAAAAAGACAAAAGGCCAAACAACAACAACAACAACAAAAAGAACCCUUGAGUGCUGAAAUAAUACACACUUUUUAAAAUAUGGAUGAAGAACCUGAAAGAACUAAGCGAUGGGAAGGAGGCUAUGAGAGAACUUGGCACAUACCAUGAGAUUUUAGAUGAAAGCCACUACAAAGAAUUGCUAACGCAUCAUGUUAGUCCUCCUCCUGCCAGCUCAAGUUCUGAAUGCUCCCUUAUUCAUAUGGGAUUUCCUCAGCAUACCAUUGCUGCUUUGGCUGAUCAAGAUGCAAAACCUUCUUUCAGCAUGGCGCACCUGGAUAGCAGUUCUGAACCAGGACUUGCAUUAGGAGGCUAUUUCUACCCACAGUGUUGGGCAAAGUACUGUGAGCUUCCUGUUGAAUGUAAAAUGUGUGGUCUUACUUUGGUCUCAGCUCCCCACUUGGCGUGGUUGUAUCAUCAUUUAUUUCCCUUGGAUGCUUUUCAAGAAAUUCCCCUAGAAGAAUAUAAAGGGGAAAGAUUUUGUUAUGGAUGUCAGGGGCAACUGAAGGACCAACAUGUCUAUGUGUGCAUUGUGUUCCAGAAUGUAUUUUGUGUGGACUGUGAUGUUUUUGUUCAUGACUCUGUCCACUGUUGUCCUGGCUGCAUUCAUAAGAUUCCAAUUCCUUCAGAAAAUGAGCGCCCUGGACGAGGCGGAGAAGAGGAUCUCCAGUUUGACGAGGCCUGGCCCCGGAAAUGUGGGCGCUCCUGGGCGUGGACGCCGUGGCCUUGCUGAAGCUGCAGGAGGAGGAGCACAGAGAGCAGGCGGAUGAGUGAGGGCUGCAACCCCAGACGUGUAGCAAGGCCGCCGGCCGAGGACCGUCGCCACCUGCCACCGUACAGCUCCUGCACGCCGCAGGACAUGGCAGCAGCAGGCUUUUACUGCACCGGGUGAAGCCCAAGUCCGGGUUCAGUGCUUCUGCUGCAGCUUGGUCCUCUGCGGCUGCAGCUGCGGGAGGGUCCCCGUGGAGCAUCGCAGGGAGUUACGCCCCAGCUGCCAGUUCCUGCUGGGCAGGGACGUGGGCAACAUGGGCAAGUACGAUGUGCAGGUGAAGACCCCAGUGGAGGAGCCGAGCGGUGGCCGACGAGGUACUGCGAGCAGGAGGCCAGGCUCGCGUCCUUCCAGGACUGGCCCUUCUGCGUCCACGCAGUGUCCCCGCAGGGCCUCGCAGCUUCUGGCUUGGUCUUUACAGGGGAUCGAACACAAUGUCACACUUGCCAGGCAGGUGCGUGUGCCGCUGAACUCCGUCCCGGCGCCUGUGUGUUUAUGUCUUGGCCUCACCAUGGAUGGUGACAGGAGACCGAGGCUUCCUAAGAGCGACCGUGGCUUACUGAGCGGCUGCUUCAUGCGAGGCAUGGAUGAACUCUAAUUCCGCACCAACCCAUUUGCCCCUUUCUUUCCCAAGUCACAGUUGUUUUCAUCAAGACUCAGAGAUCUUUCAGUUUUUGUUUUCACCAAGAAUCAAAAAAAGGGCCUGCAUUUUACAGAAUCAGCGUGGAGAAACUAACAGCGAGGGUUUGUAGCUGCGGAGUUCAGUGGACUGGAUGUGCGUAGGCCGGGGCUCGCGGGGCGCAGCAGGGCUGACCGGGUGGCCGAGCGCUCCUGGAGGAACAGCACGCGGGGCAGCUGGGCCCUGAGGAGAGCUGUCACCUCCGGGAGCCCCUCAGGGCCGCUGCUGGCCCCUGAGCCGCUGUCCUGUGUCCACAGGUCACAGGGACACCGUGCAGUGCUUCUCCUGCGGCGGAUGCUUAGGAAACUGGGAAGAAGGGGACGACCCCUGGCAGGAACAUGCCAGGUGGUUUCCCAAAUGUGAAUUUCUUCAAAGUAAGAAGUCCUCAGAGGAAACUGCUCAGUAUAUUCAAAGCUACCAGGGAUUUGUUGGCGUGAUGGGAGAACAUUUUGUGAAUUCCUGGGUCAAAAGAGAAUUACCUGUGGCAUCAGGUAAAAACGCAGGCGUAUUCCAAAGGCUUUGCUUGUUUAUUUCUUCUUUUGCUUUCUUGCUCCCCAUUGUGUUCCAUGUUCUUGUUUGGUACUGAGGACUGAAGCCACAGCUGCAGCCACCAGCCUUUUUAUGUUUUGGGACAGGGCCGUGGAAGCUGCUCAGUGGCCCAGGGAGAGUUGGACUGCCUGUCCCCAGAGCGCUGGGACUCUCGGCCUGCUCCCUUCGUUUGCUUUCUAACACUUCCAUUUCGCACCUUACUUACAGCACCAUAAUUCUUCUCAGAAAUCAUUUUCAUAAGAGCUUUUUGGUCUCACGGAGUGACUCAGUUUUUAGUAAGGGUGAGCCCAGGAAAAUAGUUACGGUUGAUUUCUCCACUAACCCUUUCCCUAAAAAAACUGAAGUUCCUGAAUAAAGUGUUGUGAAAACA